UGAUGACGAGCUUGCGAGACGACCUGUAGAAGAGAAGACGAGGGAGAAGUAAAAAUGGCUGACAGCGAAUGGAGAUUAGAGGAAGAUGGACAAUUAAAAUUAGAUGUGAAGUGUAAUAGUUUAAUUUAUCAUCCAAAUUUAAAUAUUAUUUUAGUUUUAACGAAAUCCUCCGAAGUGUUAGUAGUAGACGUUAACUCCGGGAUACUUUUGCAGAGAAGUCUUUUAUCAGAAUCAGACACUCCAAUUCAUGGACAGUAUUUGUCAGGAUACGACAAAAUCCUCCUAGCAAAUGACAAAGGCAUUGGAGUUCGCAGUGACUACAAUGGAGUUCUGCUAUUGGACACAAUCCUACAGACCCCCAUAACAAAACCCGAUGACAUCGUUAAGUUGGAGAUUCCCCUUUCAGAGGCACAUAUUUUAAAGCAGACCCUAGAAUGUAUGGACUUACAAGGUGUGGAAAGGGUUGGAUACAAAGGCUCCGAGGUUAUUGAAGAGCUUUCAAAUAAGAUAAAGGAAGCAGAUGCUAAAUCGAAGAAAGGAUUGAAAGCACAAAAAUGGAACACAGUGUGCCUGUGCGUGAGCUACAGUGCGCUGAAGUGGGUGUGCGGAGGCAUGGUGUCGGAGCUGCGACGACAGAACCGCCAUACACCCGCCCUGUCGGCCGCCUCUGCCAUCUCGGACCGGCUCAACUGGCUGCUGGAUGCUGCCGCCCCCGGCUCGGCGCCGCCUCCGCCUCUCAGUGCCGCCUCCACCUCCGAUGCGGCUACGCCGCCUCCACCACCCGAUCGCACCCUCAUGUUCAGCGAGGCCAUUCGCCGGCAGACGUUCGCCAACUGGCCGCAUAUGAACUACAAAUGGGCGCUGCCAGACCAGAUGGCUCAGGCAGGCUUCUACCACCAGCCAAACUCGGCGGGCGAUGACCGAGCCAUGUGCUUCACGUGCAUUGUAUGCCUCGUAUGCUGGGAGCCAACUGACGAGCCCUGGUCGGAACACGAACGCCACUCGCCGUCGUGUCCGUUUGUGAAGGGCGAGUACACACAGAACGUGCCACUGUCCGUGACGUAUGCCACGGCGCCCGCCAUCGUGACGCCUGCCCCCACCACCCUCCUCGCCACCUCCUCGGUGCCAGAGCUCACCGCCACAGCAGCCGCCAACAAAUCAAUAGUUGAAUGA
Molecule: messenger RNA, 1173 nt
Organism: Nilaparvata lugens (brown planthopper)
Lineage: Eukaryota; Metazoa; Arthropoda; Insecta; Hemiptera; Delphacidae
Product: baculoviral IAP repeat-containing protein 6-like
Exons: 6
Coding region: 55-1173 (372 amino acids)
Source: RefSeq, a predicted model, not a curated record